Molecule: messenger RNA, 495 nt
Organism: Schistocerca gregaria
Lineage: Eukaryota; Metazoa; Arthropoda; Insecta; Orthoptera; Acrididae
Exons: 4
Coding region: 148-495 (115 amino acids)
Source: RefSeq, a predicted model, not a curated record
UGCACCACAAAUAGCAUAAAACCAGGAAAGCGGAACACAUCUCCUUUCUUUUGCAGCCAGACUCAUGUAUGUGGCUAUUGUCUAGGGUGCUAUUGACUUCAUUCUUGUGGCCAAUGACAUAUCAGGUGCACCACAAUUGAGUAUGAAAUGAGGAAAACCUCAUUCAUCUUCUUUCUUUUGCAGGCAGACUCAUCAGUGUGGUCAAUGUCUAUUGUGCUAUUCACUUCAUUCUUGUGGCCAAUGACAUAUCAGUUGCACCACAAAAAAGUUUGUAAGCAGGAACACCUUAUACAUCUUCUCUCUUUUGCAGGCAGACUCAUAUGUUUGGUCAUAGUCUAUGGUGCUAUUGACUUCAUUCUUGUGGCCAAUGACAAAUCAGUUGCACCACAAAUAGUACGAAAGCAGGAAAACCAUAUACAUCUCCUUUCUUAUGGUAAGUGUGGCUACUCCUUUGUCACAUUUUACAUUAGAUUCCAUAAGUUGAGAUACAAAUGA